AUGAACACACUGGCUGGAAAUGGCUCCCUUGUGACUGAGUUUGUUCUUGCUGGACUGACAGAUCGUCCAGAGCUCCAGCUACCUCUCUUUUAUCUGUUUCUAGUGGUCUACAUCGUCACUGUGGUGGGAAACUUUGGCUUGGUCACUCUUAUUGGUCUCAAUUCUCACCUCCACACCCCCAUGUACUAUUUCCUCUUCAACCUCUCCUUCAUUGAUCUCUGUUAUUCUUCUGUCUUUAGUCCCAAAAUGCUGAUGAACUUUGUCUCUGAGAAGAAUGUCAUCUCCUAUGUGGGAUGCAUGACUCAGCUCUUUCUCUUUCUCUUCUUUGUCAUCUCUGAAUGCUAUAUGUUGACGUCAAUGGCCUAUGAUCGCUAUGUGGCCAUCUGCAAUCCAUUGCUCUAUAAACUUACCAUGUCCCAUCAGGUGUGUUCUGUUCUGUCUUUUGCUUCUUAUGGGAUGGGAUUUGCUGGAGCUUCUGCCCACACAGGCUGCAUGCUCAGACUGACAUUCUGCAAUGCCAAUGUCAUCAACCAUUACUUGUGUGACAUACUCCCCCUCCUCCAACUUUCUUGCACCAGCACCUAUGUCAAUGAUGUAGUGGUUCUCAUUGUUGUGGGUAUUAACAUCAUAGUCCCCAGUUUUACCAUCCUCAUAUCCUAUGUUUUCAUCCUUGCUAACAUUCUAAAUAUCAAAUCCACUCAAGGAAGAUCCAAAGCCUUCAGCACAUGUAGCUCUCACAUCAUGGCUAUUUCUCUCUUCUUUGGUUCAGCUGCAUUCAUGUAUCUUAAAUAUUCUUCUGGAUCUAUGGAACAAGGAAAAAUUUCUUCUGUUUUUUACACUAAUGUAGGGCCCAUGCUCAACCCUCUGAUCUACAGUUUGAGGAACAAAGAUGUCAAGGUGGCAUUAAGGAAAUUUAUUGAAGAAGUGUUUAAUAAAAAGCAAAACCAAAAAAAAAGUAAAAACCACUUGUCUUUUUUGAAUAGGACUAUUUUAAAAUUUGAAUGA
Nannospalax galili (Upper Galilee mountains blind mole rat) is the source of this 1005-nucleotide messenger RNA. RefSeq names its product olfactory receptor 147. Gene Ontology annotation, molecular function: olfactory receptor activity; G protein-coupled receptor activity; odorant binding. Lineage: Eukaryota; Metazoa; Chordata; Mammalia; Rodentia; Spalacidae. The record is from RefSeq and is a predicted model, not a curated record. Gene Ontology annotation, biological process: G protein-coupled receptor signaling pathway; sensory perception of smell. The transcript has 2 exons. Gene Ontology annotation, cellular component: membrane. The coding region runs from base 1 to 1005 and encodes 334 amino acids.